Messenger RNA from Spea bombifrons (plains spadefoot toad), 525 nucleotides. RefSeq names its product molecular chaperone MKKS-like. The record is from RefSeq and is a predicted model, not a curated record. The coding region runs from base 29 to 523 and encodes 164 amino acids. Gene Ontology annotation, cellular component: nucleus; cytoplasm; kinociliary basal body. Lineage: Eukaryota; Metazoa; Chordata; Amphibia; Anura; Pelobatidae. Gene Ontology annotation, molecular function: ATP binding. The transcript is spliced from 2 exons. Gene Ontology annotation, biological process: protein folding; intracellular transport; chaperone-mediated protein complex assembly.
AUGUCAGGCUGCUCAGCACAUCUUACAGAUGACGCUAAAGAAACCUUGGGUACUGCUGGGAGGUGGCUGCACAGAGAUGCAUUUGUCUGCAUUCAUCAGGUAUAAGAGCGCCAAUAUCUCAAGCACCUUUCUGGAAGAGCUGAACUGCUCAUCGGCACAAUACAAGAUGGUGGCUGAUUGCUUUUGCAAGUCUUUAGAGUCAGUAGCGCAAAGUCUGGAACACGAUGGCGGGGAAAUGCUUAUGGAUCUGCAAGAUGGUCAUUUGUGGUCGAUCCUUCCAGAUGCUGCUUCAGAGAUAGGACAUCGGUGCGGUUGCCGUAUGCACAGAAGAAGAGACGAUUUGCAAUGGAAUGUGUUGGGAAGUCAGUGUAGUCCAGAGAUCGCCAGAGAUAAAUGUCUGUUAAAGGCUUCACACCAGCUCAUUUUGGACUGCUUUGCUGCAAAAUGUAAUGGCUUACAAGUUGCUGUUGACACAGCUGGACUGAUUUUGGAUCUGUCAUAUGUUGUAGAAGAUAAAAAUUGAUU